AUGGAAGUUAUCAACCCAUCGUUCGAAGACCUCGCAGCGCAAAAGCGUGCCCAACAACUGUCUCUGAUCCCCCCCGAAUGGCGGCUGGAGUAUAUCCCGUCGGUGGACUCGACCCCCAAUGUGCUAAGAUAUCUCCGUGAGAACCUCACUCCGAUUGAAAGGUCCCUCACGGAGGAGACCGACAUCAACAUUCUCCUGGCCAAACUUCAUUCCCAAGCGCUGUCAUCUCUGGAGCUGACGCGCGCUUUCGCCAAGCGAGCGGCAUUGGCUCACCAACUCACCAACUGCUGUACUGAGAUCUUCUUCGACGAGGCUUUUACCACGGCGAAGCAGCUGGAUGAGUACCUGGCCACGACGGGACGCACGGCAGGACCAUUGCAUGGGUUGCCAGUGUCAAUUAAGGAUGUGUUAUCGGUGAAAGGCAUGGAUACUUCAAUUGGUAGGACACUCUCCAGCCCGUCAGAAUGCUCCCCCACGAAGAGACUGAUGAUGAUCGGACUAGGAUGGGUUGGUCUGAUCAACAACCCUGCUCCGGCGGACAAGUCGGUGGCUAAAACGCUGCGUCGCCUGGGUGCAGUGCUCUACGUCAAGACCAAUCUGCCGCAGUCGAUGAUGAUGUCGGACUCGUAUAAUCAUGUUUACGGCCAGUGCGUGCACCCCCUCAAUCGCAGGCUGAUCUCCGGGGGCAGCUCGGGUGGCGAGUCUGCGCUGGUGAGUGCCCGAGGCAGCGUGCUGGGGAUUGGAACCGACUUAGGAGGUUCGAUUCGAAUUCCUGCCAGUGUGUGUGGCAUGUAUGGACUGUGUCCGAGUCAGGGGAGACAUCCGUAUGAGCGAGGAAGUGCUCAGCAGGAUAUUGUGCGCUCCGUGGCCGGCCCAAUGAGCAACAGUCUAGCGACCAUUGAGCGAUACAUGGAGGCAUUGCCAUGGGCGUCUUCGUGGACGAUCGACCCGCACGUAGUUCCGGUCCCAUGGCGCACCAACCUGGCCUCGAUCGGCAAUAAACGUCUCAAAGUCGGGUUUGUAAUUGACGACGGGAUGGUGAAGGUUCAGCCUCCGAUUGCGAGAGCGGUGCGAGAGAUUGUAGACUCACUACGAGCUGCCGGGCACGAAGUGUUCGAAUGGGAUGCCUCCUCUCACGGCUACGCAUACUUGCUCUGGCUAAAAGCCAUCUUAUCUGAUGGAGGAGAGGGAUGUCGCACGAAGAUAGAAUUGAGUGGUGAACCACUCAUUCAGGGGAUGCUUGUUGGCACACAGGCGGAUCUUCUCACAACUUCGCAGACACACCAGCUUCAUGCGGACAAAUACGCCUACGAGACCUCCUAUCUAGAUCGCUGGACCUCGUCGGGAGUUGACGCGCUCAUCAUGCCAGCUUCGACCUGGGUGGGCUAUGAACCGUGGACCUGGGUCCGGGGCAGCCAGUACGUAGGGUAUACGAGCAUCUGGAACUUUUUAGGAUAUGCUGCCAUGGCUGUUCCAGUCACCGUCGCCUCCAAAGAGAAAGAUUCGCCAGAUCAGGAAUGGCAUAGCCAUGUCCCCAGGAAUGACAGUGAUCGAUUCACAAAGGAGCAGUAUGAUAUUGACCUUGUGGAUGGUAUGCCUGUUGGUGUUCAGGUGGUUGGCGGACGGUUUGGAGAAGAAAUGUGUGUUGCGGUGUCCAAGAUCAUUGAACAGACCAUGGGAGCAGGCAAUCUGGUAGCGUCAAAGUUGUGA
Aspergillus tanneri is the source of this 1710-nucleotide messenger RNA. Its product is annotated as putative acetamidase. Bases 1 to 1710 code for a protein of 569 amino acids. The record is from RefSeq and is a predicted model, not a curated record. NCBI's taxonomy places the organism in Eukaryota, Fungi, Ascomycota, Eurotiomycetes, Eurotiales, Aspergillaceae. The transcript has 5 exons.